Ciona intestinalis (vase tunicate) is the source of this 1628-nucleotide messenger RNA. Lineage: Eukaryota; Metazoa; Chordata; Ascidiacea; Phlebobranchia; Cionidae. The record is from RefSeq and is a predicted model, not a curated record.
AGCUGUACAAAAUAAAUUACUUCCGGCAACACUUUUCACUAUGACGUAUCCCUAAUAAUUCUGGCUAAUAAUUUGUUUUAUAAUUUCUCUGGUUUCGCGCAAUAUGAACUGGAUGGGCGGCGUUCAAAACAAAAUUGGGCGCAACAAGAAAGAACAACAAAAACAAAAGGAAUUUUUUGAGCGACGACGAGUGCAGAAGGUUAUAGGGAGGGGUACCACUAGAGGGAAACACGGAGUUAGUAGAGAUAUUUUAAACCUUGCGUGCGUGUCGAGGUUUACUAAACAUCCGUUCAAUAUUGAAAACAGAGAGACCAGUUCAGAGCGUUUGGAAAAGUUGAGGAAAAAACGACCAAAAGAAGACAAAUUUCAAUUCAACCAAAAAUACAAACGUGUAUUUCUCUCAUCUGGGGAUUCCCCACCAAAUAUCAACCAAUCAAAGAUAGAAUUAGAUGACGGAAAACAAGAAAUGAAUAAAAACAACCCGACAACAACUACCUCACUAUGGACUCCAUUUAUGACAGAUGAAGAUUUCAAAACCAUUCUCCCAUCUCAUCAAUCAACACCCAUGCCACAGGUUCAGCCAGGAAGAUACCAUCAUAACUAUCCAGCCUCCCCUCCCCAUGCGUCGCACUCUAUGGUUAAAACAUCUUCACUACAAGUUAACAGGAACCACUCAAGCGUAACAAACACCUCAGAUUACUUCUCCAUUCAACCGGAACCAACUUUUGAAAGAUCAAUACAGGGGAAUCCCCUCAAUAUGACACACCAUGUAGGGGCUUCCCCCAAUGAGAUACCACGAGAACAAAGUCCACCAAAUGUGAAACGGAUUGUUACCUUCAAUGAUGUGUACCAGGACGAUGUUAGAGGUGAACAUAUAUUCGAUGAUUCCCCACAGUUCACAGAUCAAGGUGUCUACAUCAACAAGAACGUUCACUUCCCAUCCCCCCAUAAACCAUGCAAGCAACAAACCAACAACAACCAUUCAAUUUUUAACGAUGACGUUCAUGGUUCAUCACACCAACAUUGUGAAACAAACUUGUUCGAUCAAGAUUCAAACUGGAUAGAACCGGAUCCAACCAGUUCAAACUACCAACCCUAUUGUGACCAACAAAGCUUGAAUAUGACAUCAUCAAUAUACAGUAUGACAUCAUCAUUGUAUGAUAAUACAUCAUCAGAAAGUAUAUCUGUUUAUCAAGAUUUGUCGCCCGUCAAACUAUCUAUGACAUCACAACGACGUAAUAUGACAUCACCACAACAACGAAGUAUGACAUCGUCACGACAGAAUAUGACAUCACCACGACGUAAUAUGACAUCACCACGACGUAAUAUGACAUCACCACGGUAUAAUAUGAUAUCACAAGCAACUAUGACAUCACCAACAAAACAAACUUUCCGUUACACGAUGACAUCACCAUGUAUGACAUCACAAUCCACCAUUCUACACGACAAAGCAUGUAGUCCGAUACAAUGGACAAGUUGCAAAGAGUUGAAAACAACAAACUAUGUUUGAUAGAAAGCUGUUUGUUCUUUAAUGUUUUUAUUACUUUCUUAAUUUAGAAAAAUAUUUUGACUAAAACUUUGUUCUUAGCGUAAACUUUGGUUUUAAAUAAAAUUCUUGAGAGUUUUUA